CAUAAUUUUUCAUCCCUUCAAGCUUUCCUUACCCAAGUAAAGCUUCACAGCAAUGAACUCCAGCCAAACAAUGCAUAUACAUAUAUAACCUGAGAUACCUAGGUAGGGUAUACAACCUGCCGGGCUCCUAUCAAUUGUUCCCAAAUGGAGAAUUGGUUCAAGGAAGUGGGUAGACCCGCCCUAUUUGACGCCCUUGCCGGAGCCUGUGAUCGAAUUGACAAUGCCCUUGAUGAGGAACUCAAAUCGCGUAUAGCGGAGAAUACACGACUUUCCACGGAGCUCGAACAUUUAAAGAGCCGGGUCUCGGACGUAGAUCAAUUAAGAGAGGAAAAUCGAUCUCUACAGAGAGAAAUCCAGAACCUCAAGGAUGGAUCUAGGAAUUCCCGACUUCCUCUCGCCCCUAAGUCUGUAAACCAAGUGUCAAAUCCAAAACGAUCCAUCGAACUCGGAAAGAAUAAACUUGAUGAGUUGAAGUUUUCUGAGCUCAAAGAAGAACACCUGAAGCUUGGAGGAAACUACGGAAAACUGCGUGAGAAGUAUUCAGAGCUUGAAGAUGCCCAUACAAAAUUAAAUCGGCGACUUCGCGACAUGACGAAAGCGUAUAAUCGAUGGAUGGACCAUGCAAGUCAGUUAAAUGAACUAUGUCAGAAGCGUAGCCGCACGAUCAAGAAGCUGGAGGCUAGAUUGGACGCUGCAACAGCCGAGGCUUCUAUUUCGUUCAAUGCUAGCUUUUCUUCCGACGGUUCCGUUCCACCUGAACAUAGGCAGCCAACAACUACCUCUAAAUUGGCCGAACCGAACGCCCUCAAUGGUCGUGAUUUAGUAAGGUCUAAUUCCAUAUCGGUGGAGUCCCCAUUGCUAUGGCCAUCUACCAAUGAGAACGGCUCCGGCCACGAGUCUCUUAGAAGUACCAUCUCUACCCCUCCGGAGCUAACGAAAUUUAAGAAUGGGCUACGAUUCGAUCAUGGAAGAGACGUUACGCUUCACUCGGAUGGUCAUAUCAGCACACAAGAUGGAGAGGAAGCUUCAUUGCCACCUCUCCCGCAUGAUCAAGGUGCAGCUUUGGAAGAGGUGCUAAUCAAGCACGAACCAUCUUCGGAUACCCCGGUUGUAGUAUCGGAGCGCUGUUUGCGCAAGAGAAAGCAUGACUAUGACUGGACGGGGGAUGUUCGAGCUGUCGUUAGAGUGAAGGCUGAAGAAGAUGGGUCUGAUCCACGGAUUACUAACGAGCAUCGCCAAUUUGUGCCGCAUGAAAGCAUCGACUUCGAUGCUGAAGGGGGCAGAGUGGACACACCCAGGAAGCGCAGUAGAAUCAACCCCGAGCUUGAGGACGUAUCUGGCUUGAACAAUCCUUGGUCAGAUGCCGAAAAUGAUGGCUUGGACGGAUAUCGUGAUGAAAUAACACGAUUGAAUGAGAAUCCCAAGAACACAGCUACCAAAAUCAGUACAGCUCACCACCCACUAAGUCUGCAGAAUAAACCCUCUUCCGCAUUGAAACCCUUAGAUAGCAGCAUCGUGCCUCGACAAAGACCAAAAGCCUACAAUUUCACGAAGCGGAAUGAGCUGCCAUCUUUACGCCGCAAUGGAAUCUUGAGUCUGGCAGAAGAUGGUGAUGAAGAUGAGACUCCGAAGACCAACACAAAAAAGAUAUCAAAGACCGGCCGACUUCGACACCUUUUCAAUAAUCCUACACCCACACAUGAAACUAUCACCCCAACGAAAAGCGUGCUAUCAGACCGGGUGAAUACAUCUGCGAUCUUGGAGUCUCAAGCACCCCAAAGGCGUGAAUUACCAUUUGGGAAGAGUGGGUUAACGCCUUUUGAGAGGAAAGUUGAGAAGACAAUUAGUCCACUCAUUACUCCAGAAACAACAAACAGCAGACGAGCUUCCACAAACGCUACUAUGAAGCAAAGUACGAACCGACGUACUGAACGGAGAUCAACGAGCGGUGCGGCUGGUAAUGCAACGCCCUUGAGAGAACGUCCAAAGUCCCAGCUAGGCAUUAACGAUUUCAAAAUCAACCCCAAUGCUAACGAAGGUUAUGAUUUUGCUUUCACCGAUGUCGUUCGAAACAAAAAUGAACGAGCCAGCCUAGCCGGAUGUGUCCAGGAGGGCUGUUGCGGCCAGACAUUUCGACUACAAGCGCGCGUCCAGCGGGGCCAAACUAGCCCCUCAGAUUUCCAAGCGUUGUUGGAGAAAUACCUAGGUGACGACGCAUGGAAGUUGUCAACGAUGGCCAAACCAGAGAAGGAAGAGCUAUGGCUUGAUGCUAAAACACAAGAGCUUGCUAACGAACACGGCAAACAUCGCCAUAGAUUCCACCGCGCGGCAUCCCCAGUAGGCUAUUGGCGAACAGAUUUCCCGAGUACUCAAGAAGAACUACGGGACAAGGAGGAAGCGGCUAAGAUGGCACGCCAAACUGUUGAAGAAAGAUAUAGGGAGGCUAUGCGACCUGGCGGGAGAUGGUUGUUCAGAGAUGAAUAGGUUCGGAUUCGCCGAUAGAAUCUAUGAAAGACUCAGGGGCAACCCUAUGAUGCAUUACUGUUUGCUGGCAUUGGGUGGAAAAUAUGGUUUGUACCGAGGAGCUCCCAAUCUUAGCAGCAUACACGGCUAUCUUGGCACAUGCAUAUAUUAAUGUAUAGCUUAGUACGAAGCGUUGGUACCUAUGAAUAGAGUAAAGAACAAUCGAAGUCCCC
Messenger RNA from Annulohypoxylon truncatum, 2696 nucleotides. Its product is annotated as SAE2-domain-containing protein. The transcript has 2 exons. The coding region runs from base 145 to 2484 and encodes 779 amino acids. Gene Ontology annotation, biological process: DNA repair. The record is from RefSeq and is a predicted model, not a curated record. NCBI's taxonomy places the organism in Eukaryota, Fungi, Ascomycota, Sordariomycetes, Xylariales, Hypoxylaceae.